UUAGCGAAUCACUACAGGCACGUUUCCGGAUUUGUACAGGAAGUGGUUUAAUAUCGAAGGCGCCCGGCACUAAAAUGAACACUCGAGGUCUUCGCUCUCAGCUCAAAGACAGCGUCCCUGUAGCAGGUCUUUGUCCACAGGCAGGAUCUUAUGGUGUACCUGAUACCCUGAGGAGAGGUUUUUCCAGCGUCAAAAAUGAGCUCCUUCCUUCUCAUCCUUUAGAGAUUUCAGAAAAAAAUUUUCACCUUAACCAGGAAAAGAUGAACUUUUCAACGUUAAGAAACAUCCAAGGACUUCACGCCCCAUUGAAACUCCAGAUGGAGUACAGAGCAGCCAAACAGAUUCAACGUUUGCCUUUUCUGCCGAGUUCCAAUCUGGCCCUCGAUACACUCAGGGGUGUCGAUGAGACCGUUGGAUUCGAGGACAUCCUUAACGAUCCUACCCAGUGCGAGCUGAUGGGCGAACCUCACAUCAUGACUGAGUACAAACUGGGUCUGAUGUGACCUUUAAGCUUUAAAUUUUUAUUAAAAACUGUUUUCUGGUCAUCGAAUGUUUUGACUGCAUUGAAUGCAAUUCACAUUGUUUUUUUUCUGUUUCUAAUAAAAACUUCAAGCAAUUAAA
This is a messenger RNA of Tachysurus vachellii, 621 nucleotides long. RefSeq names its product proteasome maturation protein (gene pomp). Gene Ontology annotation, cellular component: nucleus; cytoplasm. Bases 75 to 503 code for a protein of 142 amino acids. The transcript is spliced from 6 exons. The record is from RefSeq and is a predicted model, not a curated record. Gene Ontology annotation, biological process: proteasome assembly. NCBI's taxonomy places the organism in Eukaryota, Metazoa, Chordata, Actinopteri, Siluriformes, Bagridae.